AUGGUACCUGUAAACUUGGAAGAUUGUAGUAAAUGCAGAUUCUUGCCACCACUUGGACAGUUACCUGCUCUCUUAGGGCUUUUUAUAAAAGGAAUGACUCCAGUCGAAAUCGAGGGUUCUGACUUCUAUGGAGAGGGUAGCCUCGCGUUUCCACUAUUAGAGCACCUUUCAUUUCAGAAUAUGCAAGGGUGGAAGGAGUGGAUUUCUUUUGGACAACAUCAGGGAGCUAUAAAUUUUCCUUGCCUGAAAAAGCUUUCCAUCUAUGCAUGUCCCAAACUGGAGGGUAUGGUGCCAGAGAACCUUGAUUCAUUAGAAGAGUUUGUGGUUCGUGAAUGUGACCAACUGGUGGUUUCAAUUGCUAACUACAAAGAACUUUCCGUAUUAUGCAUCCGCUAUUGCAAAGGGGUUGCAUACAGAAGUGUGGCUGAUUUUCAGUUGUUAGAUUUGGAGAUAACUGGCUGUGGGAAGCUGACAUGUUCAUUGCAGAGCGAAAAUGGAAAUUUGAAAAACUUUAUGCCGCUUCGUCAUUUGACUAUUGAUGGUAACUCAGAUCUUCUUCAACUGCAUCACCUCAGCUUACUACAAGAGCUUCACAUUGAUAAGUGGCCAAGCCUAGAGUCUUUUUCAUUGUCUAGUUUGCCACCGUCUCUUAAAGAUAUAAAGAUUCGAGGCUGCGAUUCUCUUACUUGUUUUGCAAGAUAUCAGAUACCACCAAGUCUAAGAAGAAUAGAGAUAAAUAGAUGCCAAAAUAUGAAAUCAUUGGGGGAGGAUGAAGAGGUGAUAGGGGAUUCUUCAUCGUCUUAUCCUUGUUUAAUUCGGGAUGAGGAGUCCUGUCUCGAGUAUUUGAGCAUAUGGAACUGCCCAUCUUUGAUAUCUCUAUCAUCCAAAGUCAAGCUACCCAGGGCGCAUAGGCAUUCCUUUGAUAUCAAACAUUUCUCUGGAGCACAUCCACAUCUGGUAUUGCUCAAAUCUUCAAUCUUUACCAGAAGGCCUUUACCACCUCCCCAAUCUUCAGAAGUUGAGUAUAUACGGUUGUAG
This is a messenger RNA of Argentina anserina (silverweed cinquefoil), 1038 nucleotides long. RefSeq names its product putative disease resistance RPP13-like protein 1. The transcript has a single exon. Lineage: Eukaryota; Viridiplantae; Streptophyta; Magnoliopsida; Rosales; Rosaceae. The coding region runs from base 1 to 1038 and encodes 345 amino acids. The record is from RefSeq and is a predicted model, not a curated record.